GUCGUCCCUGAAAAAUUAAUUUCCUCCCGAAUCUCGGUUUAUCACGCUGUUUUUGUCUACAUUGCAGAUUCACGAAACGGAUCCUCAGAUUUGGUAGACAUGCCAGCAGGCACUGUUCCUAAUUUGGGAGCGGUGGCUGGAGUCGGUGGCGAGGACAUGGCAUCCUUGUGGGCUUCCUACGCCAUGGGACUGAAGAAGACACCGCCACCAGCCUCUGCCGCGACGCCCUCGCGAUCCGAUCGCGAUCGCGAGUCCAGCCCCCCUGGCGGCGAAGGGACAGGCAGCGCUCACGACGAAACUAGCAGCAGCGGUAAUAAAGACGACGAGGACGACGACGACGAAGACGCUGACGAGAGGUUGGACCCCAGACAUCACGACCCCGAGCGUCAGAAGGCUUUCAACGUAAGUUUCCGUUCAGUGUUGGUUGUCUGGAUCUCGAUGUCGAGACGGCUCCCAAAAUUCGAAUUCGAGUUACAAAUUUUUGAAAGUCUUAAAGGCUGUUCGUCGACGAGAACCUGGACCGCAUCGUGCCGAUCUCGAAGCAACCGAAGGAGAAGAUACAGGCGAUCAUCGACAGUUGCACCAGGCAGUUCCCAGAGUUCGCCGAGAGGGCCAGGAAGAGGAUCAGAACGUACCUGAAAAGCUGUCGAAGGAACAAACGUGGCAGGGAAGGCGCACCCUGGGACGCGGCGAGGCCCACACCGGCACACUUGACCUCCGUGCAGGCCGAGCAGAUUUUGGCAACGGCCUGCGAAAAUGAGAGCGACAACGCGAAACGCAUGAGACUCGGUCUGGAGCCCGUCUCACAGCCCAUGCCAACUCUUCCGGCCGCAACGCUCAACGAUUUCGCAAUUGGCAAAUUAGGCGCUAAGACCGAUCGCUUGUUGCAGCAAACGGAUGUUCGAUCAAGUUUGGACCAUUUCUCGAGUACACCGGUGAAAUCAUUACCUGGUAAAAGGGAGGACACACCGCCGGCAUCGUUGACGUCCCUGGCGCCGCUAACCAGUUUGGCGAACUUGCCGAGCAGCACCCUCUCAUCUACACCCCUGUCUCUCGCCCCCGCAUCGAAACUGCUCACGCCAGCGGACAACAAGGGUCUCAUGAGCGGUGGUGCACCGACGGCCAUGUACAGACCGAACUUCAGCCAGGCGUUCCAGCGUGCUGGGCCGACCACAGUGCCGCCAACCUUGUCAGCGGGUCUCUACCCCACGCAGAGCUUCACGUCGGGCCUAUUGAGCAACGGUACACAAAGACCGACGGAUCUGAGCAUGAAGAACACGAAGCCGCUACUGAGUCACAAGUUAAACGCGACGGAAAUGACAGCCGUCAGGCAAUUGAUCACCGGAUAUCGAGAAUCAGCGGCAUUCCUGCUGAGGUCCGCCGACGAGCUCGAGCAACUGUUGCUUCAGCAACCA
Messenger RNA from Heterotrigona itama, 1415 nucleotides. The record is from the annotation of a GenBank genome assembly. NCBI's taxonomy places the organism in Eukaryota, Metazoa, Arthropoda, Insecta, Hymenoptera, Apidae.